UUCUCUUCCUUUCGUAUGCAUUUUGUCACCACAUUCAUGGAAUAAAAAAAAAAUCCAUAUUCUGUAAACGGGAUGACAAAGUCUAGAGUGGAGUUUAAAUGAAGUCCUGAGUUUCUCCUGGUAGGACAGCUGACUGGCUGACUGGCUGCUGCCUCCUGAGGAGUGAAGAUGAAAAGUUUACUCUUUGUCACCUUGUGUUUCUCGACGUGUCCCCUCAUGGUUGAUGGGCGCCAUCCAACCUGUAACUUCCUCUUGGAGGUAGAGAGAGAUCAGGCGGAGUGUCUGAAGAGACUGAGGGAGGAGGAGGCCGUUGACAGCCAUAAAGAGUCACUAUGCAAAGGAGCAUGGGACAAUAUAGCAUGCUGGGAGCAAGCUGAGGUUGGAGAGACCAUCACCAUCCCCUGUCCCCGAGUCCUCAAGACUCUAUUCGGCAGAAAUGGUAACAUAAGCAGGAAUUGCACGUCAGCGGGAUGGUCGGAUGUUUUCCCAAACAUCACCAGCGUGUGUGGGUCUGACACCAGCCAGGACAAGCUGGUCUUCUACGUGGUCGUGCAGACGUUGUACACUCUUGGUCACAGUCUGUCUUUAAUCGCCCUCACCACAGGGAGCGCCAUCCUCUGUCUGUGCCGGAAGCUCCACUGCACCAGAAACUACAUCCACCUCAACCUCUUCUUCUCCUUCAUCCUGAGAGCGGUGGCCGUGUUGGUGAAAGACAACAUCCUCUUCAACCGAACCUCGCACUGCUCCAACCAGCCAUCACUGGUGGGAUGUAAAGCCAGCCUAGUGUUUUUCCAGUAUUUCAUCAUGGCCAACUUCUUCUGGCUGCUGGUGGAGGGUCUGUACCUCCACACUCUGCUUGUCGUCAUCUUCUCUGAGAACAGACACUUUAUCGUCUACAUGUUCAUCGGCUGGGGAAUCCCCACUGUGUUCGUCUCUGUGUGGGUGAUUGCAAGGAUUUAUCUGGAAGACACAGGAUGCUGGGAGACAAAUGACAACCCCAUACCCAACUGGGUGAUCAAUGGGCCAAUUGGAUUCUCCAUUAUGGUGAACUUUAUCCUGUUCAUCAGCAUCAUUCGGAUCUUGAUUCAGAAGCUGAGGUGUCCUGACGUGGGUGGCAAUGACCAAUCGCAAUACAGGAGGUUGGCCAAAUCUACGCUCCUACUGAUCCCUCUGUUUGGGAUCCACUAUGUGGUCUUCGUUUCUCUUAGUGAAUCCAUCGCAGAAGAUUAUAAAAUAUUCUUUGACCUCGCCCUCGGAUCCUUUCAGGGUCUGGUGGUGGCCAUUCUGUACUGUUUCCUAAAUAGUGAGGUUCAAGGUGAGCUAAAGAGAAAGUGGCGGAGUAUGUAUCUGAACUGCCGUCUGAGCAGAAAUCACCCCUUCAACAGCAACUUUGCCUCCAGAAACGGUUCAGAGCACAUGGUGCAGUUUCAUCGCAACUCGAGAACCCAGUCCAUCCUGCAGUCGGAGACCACAGUGCUGUGAGGACCUGAGGGGAUCUUUUAAUAUAAACAAAAAACAAAUACAGUCUCCAGGUUGACCUGGGUCGAAAAGUUUUACAAAAUGAUUUUAACACAAAGUUGAGGUGAAGUACCACAUGGGUGGGACCUGCACAUCGUUUCAGAGUAGAUUUCGGUUUUCGCUUUACAAAUCUCUGCAAGCCUUCAAAAUGUUCCUCAAAUGGACCUAAAAUGGUUCUAGUUCAUCACAUGAGGGUGUGCUUGUGUUUGCUGCCAACAAAGAACCAUUUUUAUUCACAUUAUGUCGUGUUAUAUGUGUGGGCCAAGAAAGAACAUUCACAAUCUUCAUGGUGAGUCAGUUUUUCCUGGACCCGUAAACAUG
Messenger RNA from Micropterus dolomieu (smallmouth bass), 1839 nucleotides. RefSeq names its product vasoactive intestinal peptide receptor 2 (gene vipr2). Bases 169 to 1482 code for a protein of 437 amino acids. Gene Ontology annotation, cellular component: plasma membrane. Gene Ontology annotation, molecular function: vasoactive intestinal polypeptide receptor activity; G protein-coupled peptide receptor activity; peptide hormone binding. Gene Ontology annotation, biological process: cell surface receptor signaling pathway; adenylate cyclase-modulating G protein-coupled receptor signaling pathway. The record is from RefSeq and is a predicted model, not a curated record. The transcript is spliced from 13 exons. NCBI's taxonomy places the organism in Eukaryota, Metazoa, Chordata, Actinopteri, Centrarchiformes, Centrarchidae.